Molecule: messenger RNA, 626 nt
Organism: Mytilinidion resinicola
Lineage: Eukaryota; Fungi; Ascomycota; Dothideomycetes; Mytilinidiales; Mytilinidiaceae
Exons: 1
Coding region: 1-522 (173 amino acids)
Source: RefSeq, a predicted model, not a curated record
AUGUCCUCUCCCACCCCCACUCCCGACCCCCCCACUAGCCCCCCCUCGGCCCUCCACCGCCUCCUCCACCGCUCCCCCUCCAAACGUAAGCCCAAAACCAAGCGCGACGAGAAGCGCCAAAAGCAAGAAGACGCCCUCGCACCCUCCGUAGCCAACGAGGUAGAAGUGGCCGAGCGCGCGGGAACCGCCAAACCUGCCCCUACGCACCAAACUGGGCAUAUGCGCGGCGGAGCUGGUAGCCCGGCCCCAGGGGAUGGUGGGGCGAUGGAAAGGAGGGAGCGGGGGUUUGAUCCCCUCCCAGGUCUUUUGAAGAUGCGGGAGGAGUGGGUAAGAGGGUUUGCGGAGGAGGUGGGGAGGGAGGGGGAGGGUGAGGAGGGGAUGGAUAUAUUGGAGAAGGAGGAUGGGAACGAGAAGGAUGAAGAGGGCAUGAAUCUAGCGAAAAAGGAGAAUGCGGAAGAAGAGAAGGGAGGGGAGGGACCGAGGUUUGUCCCGGGAUCGCCAAUAGGGAGGGUAGGUCGGUGAGUAUGUUUGUUCAUGGGCCGUCGCCGAAGGGUGAGGGGAGGAUAAAGGAAAACGAGAAGGAGGAUGGGUGAGUGAGCCCCGAGGGCAGAAUUUGCGGGGGGGUG